UUACAGAUCUUGACUCUGACUAAAUCUAGAAUCUUUGAAUCUAGAUUAUCUAGACUCUAGAUAGAUCUAGAUCUAUUCUAGAUAAAUUUGUAUCUAGAUCUAGACUAUUAAUUAAAUAGUUAACGUUGUCUAGAAAUAGAUCUAGUAAUCUAGUUUGUUUCUGUGAACAAAGUUUCUAAGAUUAUAAGAUAGUGACAUGACACGACAUAGUCAUAGUCAUAGGGAUGAUACUGAUAGUGUAAUAUUAGUAGUUAGUGUGUCUAUAGAAUGGCAUUAAUGAUUGGAAGCUUGCUGUAAAAUCAUACACAGUCAUUCAUAUGAUAUCUUACUCAUAACUUAUAAGCAAUGCCUUAUCAUAAAGUGAAAGGCAAUAAUUAUUCAAAGACUGUCAUUCUAGAUGAGUCUUCUACUUAUGAAAGAAAAGGGUUAAGUAAAAAAUGCAUCUUUGAAGAAGUUUUCAAUGACUCAAGAAAAGGUUCACCGUUUGGAACAAGCAACAGCGACUCUUCACACAUUAUUGAACAAGAAUGUCAAGAAAGCAAUGAAACCUAUACAAAUCCUGGUAGAAGAAAAAAGUUGAAAAGUAAUUGUUCAAGUAACUCAGAAUUGCAUAUGAGUGACCACCAAGUGAUUACUGAUGAUAGCCAUGAAAAAUUUUCUUUAUUCACUGAGUUUACUAUUGAAAAAAGAAAGACUCGGGCUCCUCUCAAAGAUGUUAACAGCAAGACGUUAAAAAAACGUGAAACAAAAAAAAAAACAGCUCAAAAAGAGAAACGUAAAAAUGCAUCUUUAUCAGAUGUGAACAUUGAUAUUCCAGAUUUUGAUUCUAUAGAAAAGGAUGAAUUGAUAAUUGACUGUGUGAGCCCAAUGCUCCAGUCAUCUAGCACUCCAGUGCAAAUAAUUACAAGAAAAAGUACGAUAGCCUUCAAUAAUUUAGAUGAAGAAAAUGUCCAGCCAAUAUCUAGUGAUAAAAGUAAUUGUGAAAUAGAUUUAACUGAGUCGUGUAAUUUGGGCACCAAUAACUCAAAGCUCCCUGUAAAUGUUACAUAUAGACAUCCUAAAAACAAUAUCUGUUCACCAGAGCCUACAAAAUUAAUCAGCAAUAGCUCUGACAAAUUAGAUUCUCUCUCAUUUGUGACAGCAGUGGAAGAGAGCAUCUUGGAAGAGUCAUCUGAUGACUUCCAAUAUCAUGUGAAGCUUUUAUCUAAGUCUCUACAUGAGCUUGAAUUAGCCAAAUGUCUGAACAGCACCAUGAACUCCCCUGCCCUGAAGCAGGCAACUGCCAACCCUGUGAAAGGGGAUCAGCUUGAUCUGAGUAACAUUUCUGCUGAUCUUUUUGAGGAGUCAGUUGUGAGAACUGGUUUGACAUUGGAGUGUAUAGAGGAGGAGAUUUCAGAAGUAAGUUUAGAGAAGGUAGAAGAAGUCAGUUUAGAGGAGGUAGAAGAAAGUGAAGUUGAAACUGAAUCAGAAGAAGAGGAAUAUGAGUCAAGCUUACUGAUAGUAAGUGACGAGGAUGAGAGCCUUCAUUGCCGAAGGUCAACAUAUGUUACCUCAAAAUCAUUUUGUGAAAAACUUGCACAUUCUUUGUUGGACACUGCUGUGCCCAUUACAGCAGGAGAGAAAGUCCUUGCUUUGUGUGGGCAAACAGAACCUGUUGGUUUUUAUGAUUGCAUUCCAAGAAGAGUUUUGUCUAAAAGUGUUAAAAUUGGGGAAGGUGUUUAUGGUGAAGUCUUCAAAACAUAUAUAGACAAUGAAUCCAUGGCACUUAAGAUAAUUCCAAUAGAAGGUGAUAUUGUGGUGAAUGAUUGUCCACAAAAAAAGUUUGAAGAAAUUUUGCCAGAAAUUGUCAUUGCUCAAGAACUCAGUAAUCUUGCAUUGAAUGAGUCUAGUAGAACAGUCAACUUCUGUCAAGUCAGAAGGAUAUCCUGUGUCAAAGGAGAGUUUCCCAAAAUUUUGUUGGAUAAAUGGGAUGAAUAUGCCCUGAAGAAGUCAACUGAAAAUGAUCGGCCUGAUAAGUUUACGAGUGAACAGUUGUUCAUUAUGUUUGAGUUCUAUAAUGGUGGGUGUGCUUUGGAAAAAUUUAAGUUUGGCUACCCAUUAGAAAUAUUCAGCACACUCAGACAGGUGGUGUUUGCUCUGGCAGUGGCAGAGGAAAGUUUGGAGUUUGAACAUAGAGAUUUGCAUAUUGGGAACAUUCUAGUCAAGCCAUGUCUUCAAGACACAGUGUCCUUCAAAGUCCUUGGUAUCGAGCACCAGUUCCCAACAGAAUCAGUUAUGGCAACCAUCAUCGACUUCACCAUAUCACGUUUGAAGAAAGAUGGUUGUGCAGUCUUCUGUGAUGUGGCCAGUGAUGAUGGUUUAUUUGAAGGGACAGGAGAUUUUCAGUUUGAUGUCUACAGGGACAUGAAAAAGGAAAAUGGCAAUGACUGGCAAAAGUUCACCCCAAGGACCAAUAUUAUGUGGGUCAACUACCUUUGUCAGAAAUUAAUGAUCACCUUGAAAAAGAGAAAAGAUAACAGCAGGUUGGUUCGUAGCAUGAAGAAAAAGUUGCAGGAUGUUUUGGAUGUUGUACUUCAAUAUGACUCCUGUCUUCAACUGACUUUAGAAACUGAACUCUGGUCAUGACUGCUGGGAAGGUGGGGCACUUUUAACUUCAAGUGAUCAUACAUUUAUAAUAUGGUUAUGUUAUUGUUGUUUUACUAUUGAUUUUCGUUGUACAAGAAAAUAAGCUUCCAUUUCUGGCACAGGAUGCAAGUAUCAAAAUUAAGGAUGAAAAAAUAAACAACUUCUUUUCUCCUGGGCCAAGCCUUUAAAAUAAAAAAUUGUUGAAUUCAAAUUCAUUUAAGAAUAGUAUUAUCUUAACUCCAUUUCUCCAGUAUCUAACUUAUGAAACCAAAAUAGAUUGUGAAAUAUUCAGUAGAGUCUUUAAUAUAAAAUGUAUACAAUUCAUCUGAAGCUGCAUGUUGAAAACUAUACGGAUAGGAUUGUGAACAAUGUCCUGUUUAUUGAUACAGAGAUCUAGAGAAGCUGCUAAUGUUAGAUUUUUAAAAAUUGUCCUUGUAAUGGCAGUAUAAGUUGAGAAACAUUUUUUUUAAUUUCAUUUUUCUUUUCAUUUGCAUAUAAAAUAUCUAACAAAAUGUCUAAAUUAGUAAAGAAAUAAAAAUAAAAUUAUUUCGGAUUUGAGGGGUAUAAGUAUCCAGUAAUUGCAAUCUUUUUUUUUAAUAACUGCUUUAAAAUUUGAUGUUCACCAAAUGUAUGUACAACCAAGAAUUUGUCAUGGAAAGAGUACAUUUUCUCAAUCUCUUGAAAGACAUUCUUAUUAUGUUUACCUAGUGGUACAAUAUAACCUUAUGGUAGUCUCAAUAAACCUUGCGAAAGAAACAAGUUUCUACCAAGCUUGUAUAUAAUUUCUUUUUUCAUAGAAUUUUUAAUUUUUCUUUGUACAUAAUUUUCUUUCAUAACUUAAAAUGUUGUACUGAUAAGUAAUGUUGAGUCAUUACUUAACCCUCCAGGAGGAAAUGUUGAUAUCACAAUGUUAGAUCACACCUACUUACACCUUUAUCCCAAAAUAUUUUUGUCUGAAGGAAAAUUUCUAUCAGAAGAUAAGUCAUGCUUGGACACAGAAUGAUAAAAGUAUUGGAUGGAUGUUUUGCCUAAAUGAAGAUGUUUUUUAGAUUUAAGUCAUUCUUGUAUCUUGAAUGAUGGAGGAUAGAAUGUUUUGUGUGACAAAAAUGAAAUUUGAAAACUUUCAGUAGAGGAAUAAAUUGUUCUAUUGAAACAAAA
Biomphalaria glabrata is the source of this 3783-nucleotide messenger RNA. RefSeq lists its product as uncharacterized. Gene Ontology annotation, cellular component: cytoplasm; nucleus. Bases 346 to 2625 code for a protein of 759 amino acids. Gene Ontology annotation, biological process: mitotic cell cycle; protein phosphorylation; intracellular signal transduction. Lineage: Eukaryota; Metazoa; Mollusca; Gastropoda; Planorbidae. The record is from RefSeq and is a predicted model, not a curated record. Gene Ontology annotation, molecular function: histone H3T3 kinase activity; ATP binding. The transcript has 13 exons.